CGACAUUUCACGUCCAAGCGCGUACACUCAGACCCACUUGUUCUCUACCAUCAGCAACAUCCACGUCGCCCCCAAACUCACUCGCAUCCUAUCACCCAAUCGCCUGUUCUUUCGUCAGUCACCAAUUCCGAAGAAGGCUCUGCCGCCCGAAAAUAGCGCGAUAUGGGGGAGAAACGGAAACGCCCCUCCACCGCGCAUGCCCGCCCCUCCACCGCCAAACGACAGAGCAUCACUCCAGCGCCACAACCAACUCCUCCGAUUCCGGUUGAGCCUGAGUUUCCCACGUCGUUCACUCGAGAUGGAGCUCUACCGGUUCUUCCGGUAUGUCAGCCGGCAAACCUUGCGCUGAAGGAGUACAAGUCUGUCGCAGAAAGUAAGGUACUUGCAGAAUCGCUUAAUCGCUCCCGGCGAGAGUGGGUCGAUGGGGAGAUAUUCGAGAAGUUCUGGACCAAGCCGUUGAAGUCGCGAAAACUCGAUCCGGCGAUCCUCGAAAAGAACCCCGGAAGAGACUGCAUGGUGAAGCUGGGCAAUGCGACGAUGCACAUUACGCCGCAUAAGUUCGAUGUCCGGCUCUACCAGGUUCUACGGCCAGUGAAAGAUGUUCCACCGCCGCCUCCACCUCCACCGCCGCCUCCGCCUCCAACUCCACUGCAGCCAACAGUACAACUACAACCACCAGCGUCGGGUCCGACUGUACAACAAGCUUCUCAGCCCGCAACUACACUGCGAAGUGCGCCACACGUUCAGCUAAACGUCGCUCCUCCAGCGCCGAUGCAUAAUAUGGCUCCUACGGCGCCGAUGAUGCAGGCUCAACAGCCAAUUCUGGCAGUUCCCGUGACGGCUCCCGCGCCAGCUCCCGCCCAGACUCGACAACCGGCACCUGUACAGCAACAAUCAGCGUCCCUGCAGCAACGAUCACCUGUUACGCCUAGUGCUCCUAUACCGGCUCCAGUUUUGACCAGGCUACAGCCGGUCUCAGCUUCUCCACAACAGAUGCUCCACCAACCGCCCUUGACGUCUCAACCCAACCACGGUCCACCCGCGGCUGGCCCGCCUACGCGUCCAGCGCCACAAGCUGCACAAACCACUACACCGAGCAAUAGGCCACGUCCACCGGCACCGCUUGUCCAAAAUGCCCCUCCUACGGAUCCUCGUCCUCCUCAUACUCCUCAGCAGCAUCCGCCACCGGGCAUGCAACAGGGACCAACUAUGCAGCAACCACAACUCCAAGUUGCUACUCGGCCGGAUCCAGUCAUCCAGCUCCUUGCCAUGAAAGCCGCCACGGAUGUGCAAUUGAAGGAGCUGAUGCGAAUUGUCGCCUCCGGAAAAGCAUCUAGAGAACAGCUACAAGAAUUCCAGGGCUACAUCGAUAUGCUUACGGCUACCAGCAACAAGAAUUCUCAGCCUCCACCUCAGCCGCGCCCAGGCCCUCCUGCUCCGCCUCAUCAAAUGCCUCAACAGCCACCACGGCAAAAAUUACCUCAACAAGGACAGCCUCAGCAACCGAUGCCUAUGCAGAUGCAUCACAUGCACCCUCCUCCACCAAUAUACCAACAUGCACCGCCAGCACAGCCGCCUCGGAUGCAACAGCCGGCACGACAAUUCUCCCCACCCCAGCCAGUGCAACAGCGGCCUGGUCCGCCGUCCAAAAAAGCGUUCCCACAGGCCCCAAAACAAGAGAUGUAUGGUAUUGUCUUUGAGUUCAUCGACUCUUACAGCCAGGGUGACCGCUUUAUGUUCCCGAAAUUUACGAUUCUGGAAUACCUUGGUCGGGGCACAACUGUUAAAGCAUCCUUCAUCGUCACCAAGAAACCACCCGGCCUCGAUGAAGAGUACUACGUACCGGUUACCAUAUCGUUGGAGUCGGCUUAUCCGAGGGUUCUGGAGCAUCUGAAGAUGAUCGUCGCAGAUCCGGAGACGACGAGGACGCACAUGAAGAAGAUCAUGGAGACUAAGAAGCGUGUUAAUGACACGUUUCUGGCAUAUCGUCUGCGGAGAGAAGCUGGAGAGGCGGUGCCAGAUAAGACAUAUAUCGAGGCUCGGUUCGAACAACCGCCUCGGAUCAGGGAGCCAAGAGCACCAAGGGAACCAAGGGAACCGAGAGAUCCAAACACACCCAUGCGAGAACCCAAGAGUGCCGGCAACGUUACGCAGCCACGGUCUGGGCCGAGGGUGAAGCACGUCAAGAAGCACAUCCAAAAAUCCCCUAGCAUCUCUAGCAGCACUGCCACUACUACUUCUGCGAUUCCUACAACCACAAAUAUCCCUCCUGCUACAAUUAUUGAUUCUCCAUCUAUUCCUAUUUCUACCGCUCCUAUCUCCUUUGCUACACCAACAGGCUCUUCACCUCCACCGCCUUUACUCCCGUCCGCGCCACCUAGACUUCCCCGACUACCCAAGCCUCCCCGAUCACGAAAAGGACGGAUCGCAGACCCAACCAAAAACUGCCACAUUUGUCAGACCUCCAAAACGUCACUAUGGCGGAAGGCUGAUAUCGAGGGGGAGAAUGUCACCGUCUGCAACGCCUGCGGAAUCAAAUGGAAGACCAACGCCCAGAAGCAAGCUCAAAUCGCGGCCGCAGUUGCGCAGGGCUUGCCAAUACCUAUAUUUCCCGGGGACCCGGUAACCGAGGAUGCCGCAGAAAAUACGAGCGUUUUUGAGAACAUGACGGUUCAAAUGUCUUCUCCACCUCCAGCUACUCAGCCGGCUAAUUUAGCUGCGCCAUCGUCGGUCUCGGAACCCCCACCGGAGCCUACUCCUUCGACUGAAGUUCCCGCUGUUGAUACUGCUGUUGCUACCUUGUCCUAAAUUCUGUGCAUAAACGGAUAUUGUGUUAACCUUGAUUUUAAUACUGAGUUUUUGUCCUUUCUAGCUUAGGUCUGCGUGGCGAACUGGUGUUCUUGCUCUUCAUUUGUGCUUUUGCGUUGAUUUAGGGUUGGUGAUGGUGGAUGCUAGGAGGAUACGAUGGUCUGUGCUGCAGAGGGAGAUUUUAUGCUCCCCACUGUGAUGUGAUGUUGAAAUGCGUAUGGAUGGGUUUUCUUUGAAAGAUGGGCCUUGGCACUGCGAGUUUGGCGUGUGAUGUGAAAAACAAUUGAAUGAAGGAUUGCCGG
Messenger RNA from Tricharina praecox, 3110 nucleotides. RefSeq lists its product as uncharacterized. The record is from RefSeq and is a predicted model, not a curated record. The transcript has 3 exons. Gene Ontology annotation, cellular component: Swr1 complex. Gene Ontology annotation, biological process: chromatin remodeling; regulation of DNA-templated transcription. The coding region runs from base 163 to 2808 and encodes 881 amino acids. Gene Ontology annotation, molecular function: sequence-specific DNA binding; ATP-dependent H2AZ histone chaperone activity; zinc ion binding. NCBI's taxonomy places the organism in Eukaryota, Fungi, Ascomycota, Pezizomycetes, Pezizales, Pyronemataceae.